AUGGCGUAUCUGCGCCUUCAAAUAGCCGUUGUUGGCGCACCAGCAGUCGGUAAGUCGGCGUUUGUGCAGAUGAUACACAGCAAUGGCAUGACCUUUCCAAGGAACUACCUGAUGACGACAGGCUGUGACUUUGUUGUGAAGGAGGUGCAAGUGGACGACGAAAACACGGUUGAAAUGCUCAUCUUUGACAUCGCGGGGCAGAAGGAGUACGAGACAAUGGUCGCCACGCACGUGGAGCAUGCGGCCGCGUUUAUCCUCAUGUACGACGUGUCGAAUAAAGUGACAUUUGAGGCCUGCACGCGGUGGAUGAAUGCACUGAAGCAUGCGAACAGUGGCAUGAUCGGAUUCCUCAUAGCAAACAAGAUGGACCUUGCCGACAAGGCGGAAGUGACGGAGCGCCAGGGCACAAGCCUCGCGAGCGCCAAUCAGAUGAAAUUUUACAAGUGCUCAGCGUUGCGCGGGGUGGGGGUUCGCGAGCCGAUUGAAGAUAUCGCAAGGCUCUACGUUGACGCGUACCACAAGCGUAUUGAUCAGCUUUCCCAGAUGAAGUAA
Trypanosoma cruzi is the source of this 552-nucleotide messenger RNA. RefSeq names its product small GTP-binding protein, putative. Gene Ontology annotation, biological process: intraciliary transport. Bases 1 to 552 code for a protein of 183 amino acids. Gene Ontology annotation, molecular function: GTP binding; GTPase activity. NCBI's taxonomy places the organism in Eukaryota, Euglenozoa, Kinetoplastea, Trypanosomatida, Trypanosomatidae. The transcript has a single exon. The record is from RefSeq and is a predicted model, not a curated record.